This is a messenger RNA of Spinacia oleracea (spinach), 3095 nucleotides long. RefSeq names its product fimbrin-1. Bases 603 to 2660 code for a protein of 685 amino acids. Gene Ontology annotation, biological process: actin filament bundle assembly; actin filament network formation. Gene Ontology annotation, cellular component: actin filament; actin filament bundle; cytoplasm. The transcript is spliced from 15 exons. The record is from RefSeq and is a predicted model, not a curated record. NCBI's taxonomy places the organism in Eukaryota, Viridiplantae, Streptophyta, Magnoliopsida, Caryophyllales, Amaranthaceae. Gene Ontology annotation, molecular function: actin filament binding.
AUGCCAAAGUGGCAAGAAAAAACCAAGAAAGGCGACGACUACAAGGAAAAAAGAAAAAGGUAAAUCAAUCAAGAAUAGUGUCACAAAUCCUGGCAUCACCAGAAUCCAGAUGGACUAAGAAAGGGUAAAUAAAGACAAAUCAUUUUCUGUGACUUGGAUCGGUGGCCACCGUCAUCAACCUUUGUAAUUUUGCAGAACAAAAUCCAGCAUUUUUAUCCCCAAGUUUUAUUACCAGAAAAAAUACCUCAAAAAACCCAAAUAAUUCUCAUUUUCAGCCGGCAAUUAAACUAAAACCACAAACCCUUUUUUAUCUUUAUAAUUUUUGGGUUACCUUUACUCUUUGCAUACGCAAUCUUGUGGAGUAUUUUUUUCUUCUCAAUCUUGCAAUUUUGUUUUUAAUUGGAUUUUGUGGGUUUUCUCUCUGCAAUUAUUUGGAGAAAAGAGUCAAAUUUUGAGACCCAAAACAAGAUUUUUGCUGGGAAUCGAAUCUGCAAGAACACUGAUUGUGUUUAUUGUUGGAAAUAAAUUGCUAUUUUGGGAGAUUUCAAUCGGUUUCUCCAUCAGAUUGACUGAUUGGGGAAGAGAGAGAAAGGAUUAACAAGAUGUCUGGCUAUGCGGGUGUUGUUGUUUCUGACCCUUUGCUUCAUAGCCAGUUUACUCAGGUUGAACUUCGCAGCCUCAAAUCAAAAUAUACUUCGGUGAAGAAUCAUAAUGCUAAGGUCACUAUUGAGGACUUGCCACCGAUUUUGGCAAAGUUAAAAGCUUUUAAUCAGUCGUUUAAAGAGGAAGAUAUUAAGGAGAUUUUGAGUGAGUCGGCCUCGGAUAUGAAUCAAGAGAUUGAGUUCGAGGAUUUCUUGAAGGUUCAUCUGAGCUUCCAAGUUCGAGCAUCAGCUCAGCUUGGUGGCUCAAAGGACUCCUCUGCCUUUCUCAAGGCAUCAACAACUACCCUUCUUCAUACAGUUAGUCAAUCCGAGAAGGGAUGCUAUGUUCAUCAUAUCAACAGUUAUCUUGGUGAUGACCCUUUCUUGAUGCAAUUUCUUCCUUUAGAUCCCAAUAGUGACGAUCUUUUCAAUAUUGCGAAAGAUGGAGUUCUUCUCUGUAAGCUUAUAAAUGUUGCCGUUCCUGGCACAAUAGACGAAAGAGCAAUAAACACUAAAAGGGUACUGAAUCCUUGGGAGAGAAAUGAGAAUCAUACUUUGUGCCUUAACUCCGCCAAAGCCAUUGGAUGCACUGUUGUUAACAUUGGACCCCAUGACUUGGUUGAAGGCAGGCCACAUUUGGUGCUUGGAUUAAUUUCUCAAAUUAUAAAGAUUCAACUCCUUGCAGAUCUCAAUCUUAGGAAGACACCACAGCUAGUGGAGUUGGCCGAUGAUGCUGAUGACAUUGAGGAGCUCAUGGGUUUAUCCCCGGAGAAAGUCUUGUUGAAAUGGAUGAAUUUCCAUCUCCAGAGAGCCGGUUAUGAGAAAAUUGUCGCAAACUUUUCAUCUGAUAUAAGGGAUGCCAAGGCAUACACUUUCCUGCUCAACGUUCUUGCACCAGAACAUUGUGAUCCAGCCACAUUAGAUGCAAAGGACCCUAUUGAAAGGGCAAAUUUGGUACUUGACCAUGCAGAGAGAAUGGGCUGCAAGAGAUACUUGAAUUGUAAUGACAUUAUUGAAGGCUCAUCAAAUCUAAAUCUCGCUUUUGUUGCUCAGAUAUUUAAGAUGAGGAAUGGGUUGUCACUAGAUGGCAAAAAGGUUUCUUUUGCAGAGAUGAUGACAGAUGAUGUACAGACAUCUAGGGAAGGAAGGUGCUUCAGAUUUUGGAUGAAUAGCCUUGGUAUUGCCACCUACGUCAACAAUGUAUUCGAGGAUGUUAGAAAUGGGUGGGUACUGUUGGAAGCUUUGGAAAAGGUAUCUCCAGGAUCAGUCAACUGGAAGCACGCAACAAAGCCUCCGAUCAAAAUGCCUUUCAGAAAAGUGGAAAAUUGCAAUCAAGUGAUAAAAAUUGGGAAGCAAUUGAAGUUUUCCCUUGUGAAUGUGGCUGGAAAUGAUAUUGUUCAAGGAAACAAGAAGCUAAUACUCGCGUUACUGUGGCAGUUAAUGAGGUAUAACAUGCUCCAACUAUUGAAGAACCUAAGAUCUUUCUCCCACGGGAAGGAGAUCUCUGAUUCAGACAUUAUUAAUUGGGCUAAUUAUAAGGUGAAAUGCUCUGGGAGAAGGUCUCGAAUUUCGAGCUUCAAGGACAAAGGUCUUUCUAAUGGCCUAUUCUUCCUUGAACUUCUAAGUGCGGUGGAGCCUAGAGUUGUCAACUGGAACCUUGUCACCAAGGGUGAAAAGGAUGACGAGAAAAGGUUGAAUGCUAUAUACAUAAUCAGUGUUGCAAGAAAGCUUGGAUGUUCUGUCUUUUUACUGCCUGAGGACAUUAUGGAGGUAAAUCAGAAGAUGAUCCUGACUCUGUUGGCCAGCAUCAUGUACUGGUGCUUACAGCAGGAGGAUCUAGAAUCUUCCCCAUCCCUCUCAGAAUCUGCUACCGUCACAGAUAUAUCCUCUGCUGCUCCCUCAGUUCAAAGCGAGGAUGAGAGUUCCAUUUGUGGAGAAAUCUCAUCAUUUAACAUCGAUGACGCAGAAUCCGACUCAACUGUUUCUUCAGUGAUUGACAAUAUUGAAGAUGAUCAAUGAAGGGUAGUUUUUUUUUUUGUUUUGGUUUGGAAGACUUGAAUGCUGCACUCCUGGUGCAGCCGAGCAGGAGGUAAAUGAAAAACACGUCAAACACAAUAGGAGUUGUACAGAGGACAAUGUUUAUACAACAUAAUGUUAUGGAAAGUAGGUGCAAAGGUGCAAAGGUGCAAAGGUGCAAGAGUUGUGCAUGGGGCAGAGGUUUUUAUUACUGUUAUAGUACUAGCUUUUUUCGUGUAAGAUGAGCUUGUAUUUCCUAUGUUCAUCUGUGAUAUAUAAGUCUGUUUUCUCAUUUAUGUGCAUCUUUGUAAUUCCAUUUCCAUAGCGCUUUUUGAUGUCUGUCCUGAUUAAUAAUUAUAUGGUUUUCGUUUUUUGGUGUCUGUCCUGAUUAAUAAUAAUAUGGUUUGAUAAUAUAAAUUGCAUGUAUUCGAUCCUUCA